CGCCCCACGCCGGAAGUUCCGGUGGCGGAUCGCCGACCGGGCGGAGCUGAUCGCUGCGCGGGCUGCGAGAGCUAGGUGGCUGGGCGCGGAGCCCAAGCCGUGCCGCGCGGCGCCAUGAAGGGCAAGGAGGAAAAGGAGGGCGGCGCGCGGCUGGGCACUGGCGGUGGUAGCCCUGAUAAGAGUCCGAGUGCGCAGGAGCUCAAGGAGCAGGGGAACCGGCUCUUCGUGGGCCGCAAGUACCAGGAGGCGGCGGCCUGCUACGGCCGCGCCAUCACCCGGAACCCACUUGUGGCAGUGUACUACACCAACCGGGCCCUUUGCUAUCUGAAGAUGCAGCAGCCUGAACAGGCACUCGCUGACUGCCGGAGAGCCCUGGAGCUGGAUGGGCAGUCUGUGAAGGCGCACUUCUUUCUGGGGCAGUGCCAGCUAGAGAUGGAGAGUUACGAUGAGGCCAUUGCCAAUCUGCAGCGAGCCUAUAGUUUGGCCAAGGAGCAGCGACUCAACUUUGGGGAUGACAUCCCCAGUGCCCUUCGCAUUGCUAAGAAGAAGCGCUGGAACAGUAUUGAGGAACGGCGCAUUCACCAGGAGAGUGAGCUGCACUCUUAUCUCACCAGGCUCAUUGCUGCUGAGCGAGAGAGGGAACUGGAAGAGUGUCAGCGGAACCAUGAGGGUGAUGAGGAUGAUGGCCACGUCCGGGCCCAGCAGGCCUGCAUUGAGGCCAAGCACGAUAAAUACAUGGCAGACAUGGAUGAGCUCUUCUCUCAGGUGGACGAGAAGAGAAAGAAGCGAGAUAUCCCCGACUACUUGUGUGGCAAGAUCAGCUUUGAGCUGAUGCGGGAGCCCUGCAUCACACCCAGUGGUAUCACUUACGACCGCAAGGACAUUGAGGAGCACCUGCAGGUAAGGGGCCUUGGCCUUGGGACUAGGAUCAGACAUAAACUCAGACAGUUGACCACCUUGACUCUGUUGUUGCAGCGUGUGGGCCACUUUGACCCUGUGACCCGGAGCCCUCUGACCCAGGAACAACUCAUCCCCAACUUGGCCAUGAAGGAAGUCAUUGAUGCAUUCAUCUCUGAAAAUGGCUGGGUAGAGGACUACUAAAGCCAUGUCCUGCCUGGCACCCUAGCCCAGGAAGGUCUGGAGACAGAAGCUCCAGUUCCUGUAUAUAGCUUGUGUCCCUGGGCCUGCCCCCAUCAGUCCUGCUGAUGGGUUCUGAACUGCUCCCUUUCUCGGCAUACCCUUUGCUGGGCCAUGAGCCUCCCCUGUCCCCCUUCUGGGCUGGAAAGCGGGUGAGGGUGGGCUUAGGUUGCUGCUGCUGCCACUGUCCUGUAAUAAAGUCUGU
Messenger RNA from Chionomys nivalis (European snow vole), 1342 nucleotides. RefSeq names its product STIP1 homology and U-box containing protein 1 (gene Stub1). The record is from RefSeq and is a predicted model, not a curated record. Gene Ontology annotation, molecular function: ubiquitin protein ligase activity; protein-folding chaperone binding. Lineage: Eukaryota; Metazoa; Chordata; Mammalia; Rodentia; Cricetidae. The transcript has 6 exons. Bases 115 to 1101 code for a protein of 328 amino acids. Gene Ontology annotation, cellular component: Z disc; cytoplasm. Gene Ontology annotation, biological process: proteasome-mediated ubiquitin-dependent protein catabolic process; protein polyubiquitination; positive regulation of proteolysis.